This is a messenger RNA of Ipomoea triloba (trilobed morning glory), 738 nucleotides long. RefSeq names its product cytochrome P450 71D7-like. The record is from RefSeq and is a predicted model, not a curated record. The transcript has a single exon. Gene Ontology annotation, molecular function: monooxygenase activity; heme binding; oxidoreductase activity, acting on paired donors, with incorporation or reduction of molecular oxygen. NCBI's taxonomy places the organism in Eukaryota, Viridiplantae, Streptophyta, Magnoliopsida, Solanales, Convolvulaceae. Bases 1 to 738 code for a protein of 245 amino acids.
AUGGUUACAACUUGUUCUUCUUUCAUUUCUGAAAUGGAACUCAAGUUUGUACUUAACCUAGUUUCGGUCAUUGUGUUUCUCUCCUUCGUGUUCUGCAUAUACACAUUACGGAGAAGAUCAAAAUCUGCAAGAAGGCAAAAGUUGCCGCCCGGUCCGUGGAAAUUACCCCUCAUCGGAAGCCUGCACCAUUUCGUGGGUGGUUCACUUCCACAUCGUUUUCUUAGAAAUUUGUCAAGAAAAUAUGGACCCAUAACGCACCUGCAGCUGGGCGAAAUCUCCACCAUUGUCAUAUCUUCUCCUGAACUGGCAAAAGCAAUAACUAAUACCCACGACCUCGUCUUCGCCAACCGGCCAAAGAUGAUGUCCUUCGACAUUGUGUAUUACAAGUGCACAGACGUUGGGUUUUCACCCUACGGCGAUUAUUGGAGGCAGAUGAAAAAGAUAUGCGUGUUGGAGCUGUUGAGCUCAAAGAUGGUCAAAUCAUUUGGUUCCUUUACACAUGAGGAAGAGCUUUCGGUGCUUAUAUCGUCGAUUAACGCAGGAUCUCCCGCUCCCAUCAACUUGACGGAAAAGAUAUGUUGGUUCACGAGCUCGACGAUUGCUAAGGCCGCGUUUGGAAGACUGCGCCGUGAAUAUCAAGAGAGGUUCAUUGUCCUUGUGAAAGAAGCGCUGUCCUUAGCCGGGGGAUUUGACGUGGCAGAUAUGUUUCCGUCCAAAGAAAUGGAUUCAUUACAUUAG